This is a messenger RNA of Cladophialophora bantiana CBS 173.52, 1029 nucleotides long. RefSeq lists its product as uncharacterized. Gene Ontology annotation, cellular component: extracellular region. Gene Ontology annotation, biological process: carbohydrate metabolic process; chitin catabolic process. Lineage: Eukaryota; Fungi; Ascomycota; Eurotiomycetes; Chaetothyriales; Herpotrichiellaceae. Bases 1 to 1029 code for a protein of 342 amino acids. The record is from RefSeq and is a predicted model, not a curated record. The transcript is spliced from 3 exons. Gene Ontology annotation, molecular function: chitin binding; chitinase activity.
AUGCCUGCUUCAGUAUUCAACGAAGAGAACCCAUCAUCGUGGCCUUUUUUCACUUCUGUGGCUGCUGUGCGGCCCAAAUUCGCAGAUGGAGCUGCGAUCAUGGUAGCGAUCGGGGGUUGGGGUGACACCGCUAGCUUUUCAAUAGCUGCUGCCUCACAAGAGAGCAGAAUGCGUUUUGCCUACAAUGUCCGAAAAAUGGUGGAUCAAACCGGGGCAGACGGCGUUGAUAUUGAUUGGGAAUAUCCAGGCGGCAACGGAGAGGAUUAUAAACAGAUACCCAACUCAGAAAAAGUUUGGGAAAUCGAAGCGUAUCCAGAACUCCUGCAGGAGAUCAGACUGGCUCUUGGGCCCAAUAAGCUGAUAUCUGCUGCUGUCCCAGGCCAUCCGCGCGACAUGCUCGCAUUCACGAAAGAAACAAUGCCCAAAAUCAGUUCUGUGCUAGACUUUAUCAACGUUAUGACCUAUGACUUGGUCAACCGACGAGACAAUGUCACCGGCCACCAUACUGGUCUUGCUUCUUCGUUGGCAGGUAUCGAAGCAUUUUUAGGGAUUGGCCUCGAGCCGGAGAAAGCCAAUCUAGGAUUCGCGUUCUAUCCUCGAUGGUACAAAACCGAUCCUAAAGGAAAUUGCAGGGCCAACUCCAUAGGUUGCAAAACCUUACUGAUGGAAGACCCAUCGUCUGGCGCCGAUCUUGGUCGUGCUGGCGCCUUCGCUUGGAGUGACGAUGUGCCGACUGACCUUUCAAUGUCGUUUUAUCGGGCAAUGUCACACGGACUGUACGACAAUGUCAAGGGUGGGCAUUACUUCUGGGACACUGACGAAGACAUUUUCUGGUCUUGGGAUACGCCGCUUGCUAUUUCGAAGAAAUUCCCUGCCAUUGUAGAGAGGUUGGGUCUCGGUGGUGUUUUUGCAUGGGCCCUUGGAGAAGAUUCCUCGGACUGGUCGCAUUUGCAGGCCUUGACAGCGGAAUUCGAGAGGCUCUCGGGAGCCGCAGCGGAUGUCAAAUGGAAGGCAAAGGACGAGCUCUGA